AUGGAAAAUAUGUGUAAGCUUCACGGUUGGGGAGUUCGUGAUUAUCCAAGACGUGUUUAUGAUGCGGUUCUCUUCAGCAAUGAGAUGGGCAGGUUGAUAAAAGGCAUACGUUCUCACUUUGGGCAAUUAGCAAUCAUUUUUCUGUGGACUUCCGGAAAUCUGUUUCAUGUAGCUUGGCAAGGAAAUUUUGAGUCAUGGGUACAGGACCCUUUACACGUAAGACCUAUUGCUCAUGCAAUUUGGGAUCCUCAUUUUGGUCAACCUGCUGUAGAAGCUUUUACUCGGGGAGGUGCUCUUGGCCCAGUGAAUAUCGCUUAUUCUGGUGUUUAUCAUUGGUGGUAUACAAUAGGUUUACGCACUAAUGAAGAUCUUUAUACUGGAGCUCUUUUUCUAUUAUUUCUUUCUGUUAUAUCUUUACUAGGGGGUUGGUUACACCUACAACCAAAAUGGAAACCGAGCGUUUCGUGGUUCAAAAAUGCCGAAUCCCGUCUCAACCAUCACUUGUCAGGACUCUUUGGAGUAAGUUCCUUGGCUUGGACAGGACAUUUAGUUCAUGUCGCUAUUCCCGGAUCCAGAGGAGAGUACGUUCGAUGGAAUAAUUUCUUAGACGUAUUACCACAUCCUCAAGGAUUAGGUCCCCUUUUUACAGGUCAGUGGAAUCUUUAUGCCCAAAACCCCGAUUCAAGCAGUCAUUUAUUUGGUACCUCCCAAGGGGCGGGAACUGCCAUUCUAACCCUUCUUGGGGGAUUUCAUCCACAAAGGCAAAGUUUAUGGCUAACUGAUAUGGCUCAUCAUCACUUAGCUAUUGCAUUUGUUUUUCUUGUUGCGGGUCAUAUGUAUAGAACGAACUUUGGGAUUGGGCACAGUAUGAAAGAUCUUUUAGAAGCGCAUAUUCCCCCAGGGGGACGAUUGGGACGCGGACAUAAAGGUCUUUAUGACACAAUCAACAAUUCGCUUCAUUUUCAAUUAGGACUUGCCCUAGCGUCUUUAGGUGUUAUAACUUCCUUGGUAGCCCAACACAUGUACUCUUUACCUGCUUAUGCGUUCAUAGCCCAAGAUUUUACGACUCAAGCUGCGUUAUAUACACAUCACCAAUACAUCGCAGGAUUCAUUAUGACAGGAGCUUUUGCUCAUGGAGCUAUAUUUUUCAUUCGAGAUUACAAUCCGGAACAGAAUGAAGAUAAUGUAUUGGCAAGAAUGUUAGACCAUAAAGAAGCUAUUAUAUCCCAUUUAAGUUGGGCCAGUCUCUUUUUAGGGUUCCAUACCUUGGGUCUUUAUGUUCAUAAUGAUGUCAUGCUUGCUUUUGGUACUCCAGAAAAACAAAUUUUGAUCGAACCCAUAUUUGCUCAAUGGAUACAAUCUGCUCAUGGGAAAACUUCAUAUGGGUUUGAUGUACUUUUAUCCUCAACAAGUGGACCGGCAUUCAAUGCGGGUCGAAGUAUAUGGUUGCCUGGCUGGUUAAAUGCUGUUAAUGAGAAUAGUAAUUCCCUAUUAUUAACAAUAAGGCCUGGAGACUUUUUGGUUCAUCAUGCUAUUGCUCUAGGUUUACAUACAACUACAUUUAUCUUAGUAAAAGGUGCUUUAGAUGCACGCGGUUCAAAGUUAAUGCCAGAUAAAAAGGAUUUCGGUUAUAGUUUUCGUUGCGAUGGUCCAGGACGAGGCGGUACUUGUGAUAUUUCGGCUUGGGACGCAUUUUAUUUGGCGGUUUUCUGGAUGUUAAAUACCAUUGGGUGGGUUACCUUUUAUUGGCAUUGGAAACACAUCACAUUAUAGCAGGGUAAUGUUUCA
Messenger RNA from Spinacia oleracea (spinach), 1788 nucleotides. RefSeq names its product photosystem I P700 chlorophyll a apoprotein A2-like. NCBI's taxonomy places the organism in Eukaryota, Viridiplantae, Streptophyta, Magnoliopsida, Caryophyllales, Amaranthaceae. Gene Ontology annotation, molecular function: beta-1,4-mannosylglycoprotein 4-beta-N-acetylglucosaminyltransferase activity. The record is from RefSeq and is a predicted model, not a curated record. The transcript is spliced from 3 exons. Bases 1 to 1773 code for a protein of 590 amino acids. Gene Ontology annotation, biological process: photosynthesis. Gene Ontology annotation, cellular component: thylakoid; photosystem I; chloroplast thylakoid membrane.